Molecule: messenger RNA, 1511 nt
Organism: Astyanax mexicanus (Mexican tetra)
Lineage: Eukaryota; Metazoa; Chordata; Actinopteri; Characiformes; Acestrorhamphidae
Product: leucine-rich repeat neuronal protein 4
Exons: 2
Coding region: 186-899 (237 amino acids)
Molecular function (GO): protein binding
Source: RefSeq, a predicted model, not a curated record
GAGGAAAAGAAGGAGGUGACUGCUGGGGAGUUACACAGGCUGUUUAUAAAGACUGGGACGAGAGACACAGAGAGAAAACGAGAGAUUUACUACAACACAGAAGAGCAACACUUGGAUAGUAGCUCACAGAAGAUUUCUUGGACUACUGCCUUUGCAAAGAAAUCCCAGCGGAUUUGCUCAGCAUCAUGUUGGUGGCAUUCCAGAAUUCUCUCACUCUUCCGCUGCUUCUGUCCAUCGUCUCAAUCAUCCUUCCACCCUUGGUGGCACCGUCGACAUCAUCACCCUGGAAUCACUCGCGCCCCUCCAACGGCUUCAACACGGACGACUACAAUGAUGACUACGACACUGAAACCACUACCAGACCUGUGGAUCCUGUAGCUAAACGCUGCAAAUACGACCUCUGCCAAGAACAGCAGCCGACCUGCCAGGAGCUCGCCGCCUCCUCAGGCUGCUCCUGCCCUGGGAUGAGUGGGCCGAAUGAGACCCCAGACCCUCCUACACUCCGCAAGCUGUCCCAGGAGGGCUCGGGAGGGGUUGUGGUGUACUGGUGUGCCCCCGCAUCUACAGUGACCCACUAUGUUGUGCAGGUGAAAGGGCGGGAGGUGGAGCUGACGGCCGGUGAAAGGAGAAGGCAGCUGGAUCUUGGGGAGGUAGAAGCUGGGACAGAAGUGUGUGUCCAGGCGGUGAACAGGGUCGGGGUUAGUGACAGAGCGAAGCACUCCUGUACCCGUUUCCAACCACAGAGCUCAGAGUCUGUACUCGCACUCAAACUGGGCAUCAUAGGAGGUGUGGUGACACUGAUCGUGGUGCUAGUGUUAGCAUUGCUGUUGUGGAGGCUCAGAAUACGAAGGAAAACUCUGGCAAGGACUGAGAAUGGAGGAGCAGAGGGCAUGCUCUGAAAGAGAGAUACAAGUCCCCAACCUUUAAGUACACGUUCACAUUCUGGACUGUAGAACUUAAUUGAUUAUGAAGCAAAAUGUAAAGAUUCUGCUAGAUAUAAUUAUAAUUCAGUCAGUCCAAACCUGCUGGAAUAGACAUUGUUGAAUGAGGAACAGGGAUCGAUGCUGGAGAGACAGAGUGAACAAAAGCACUUUAGAUGUGUUGCUAGUUUUAGCUGGUCCGGAGUGGGGAUCUUUUCUUAAGACUAAUGUUGCGAAAAUAGUAGCAAAAAAGUUAAAUCUGUCCAGUGUUCACACAUGUGCACAGUGUCUAAUCUCACAUAUAAAAUGUUAGAUACAAUGUCAGAUACAACCAAGAACACAUCAACACUUUACUUUCAGAUACUUUCAGAUACAGGGGCAAUUUUCCUCACAGUUAUUAAAUCAAACUAAUGCCAUACACUACAUUUGGAAAAAUAUUUCAUUAAAAGAAAAAGUUUUGGUACCACUUUAAAAUAAAGGAUUAUAAAGGAUUAAUUAAUUAAUAGUUUAUAAAGAAGAUUAUCAAUGGUUAUAAAUUAGGCUGCAAAUACUUUAAAACUCAUUAAUAAGGAGUUAAUAAAUAAAUAAAUA